Molecule: messenger RNA, 4485 nt
Organism: Balaenoptera ricei (Rice's whale)
Lineage: Eukaryota; Metazoa; Chordata; Mammalia; Artiodactyla; Balaenopteridae
Gene: CARF
Product: calcium responsive transcription factor
Exons: 20
Coding region: 1022-3169 (715 amino acids)
Biological process (GO): regulation of transcription by RNA polymerase II
Cellular component (GO): nucleus
Molecular function (GO): DNA-binding transcription factor activity, RNA polymerase II-specific; RNA polymerase II cis-regulatory region sequence-specific DNA binding
Source: RefSeq, a predicted model, not a curated record
CAAGACGAGGUUGAGUAGACUCGUUUUGAAUUUUCUCCCCUCUGCUCCAACACUUCGUGGACUUCCCUUCUCGCCCUGUAGGGCGCUCGGCGGCGGCGGGACUGGGGGAGUCGGAGGUUUGGCAGAGCUGUCUGCGCCGACGGACCGGACGCUGCUUCCCCAUUCCCCUUCCUGCUGCCUCCUCCUCCCGUCACCUCCUGACCCGCCCGGUCCCUGAGCAACCGCCGGCCCCCGCCCCUUGCCGCUGCCGGGCCUUGGUGGCGCCUUCCGCGCCCCGCCUCGGGCCGUAUUCGGGGACCCUCCUGACGAGGCCUACCGUCCCCCGCCCGGACGGGGUCCGCGGGCCCCGAGCCGGCAGGCUGGAGAACGUGGAGGUUAGGUGUCUUAAGGAGGGCUGCUGAGCCCAAGGGCGCACCACCACGGAGAAGGAGGAGGACCCCCUGGGCGGGAGCGCCCGCUGUGUGGUCCUGUGCGCCGCCCCGCAUUUUAGGGUUCCUUUUUUCUCUUUAUGAGCCCCUUUAUACCUUCCUUUUAGAAGGGGAAAGGCGUCCUCCCACACCUCCCAACGCUUUUUGACUUUUUUUUUCGUCUUGAAGUUAGCCAAAGGCCUAUGUCUUAUUCUCAAACGGUCCCGAGAAUAAUUCUAAUGGAAUUUAGUUGUUUUUCUGAGGGAGGAUGGGUGGAGAGAUACUACUCAGCUCUCCUAGUCGCUUUUUAAGGCGUUCGCCAGAAAUCCUUCAAGAGGGGGACUUCUUAAAGAGACGGCAGUUUAGAGUAAGGCAGAACUGGAUUGCAGAAUUUGGGGCAAAGCGAAAAAAUGCUGCUGUGAAGACAUAAUUAUAGCUUUCACAUAACUGAAGCCCCAACCAUCAUGAUUUAGUGCCCCCCAAAGGAAGAACUUGAGUGGAAAAGAGAGGGCAUUUCUGGGGAUAGUAGAAUGCUUGAGACCUGAAUUUAAUCUCAAGCUCCUUCAUGAAGGUAUUAAAUAAUAGAAGAAAAUGGAAUUGAAUAUGAUACCAGCAUGGAACAGUCUGUUGAUUCAUUAAGAGUCAACCAUAAUGAUUCUGAAGAGUCAAAAAUCGAUUCUCAGCAUCUAAGCUGUAUGGACUCCAGUGAGCCUUCUUUUGGACAAGAUGAUUCCCCUAGAGUUUUACCCAUUACUGCUGCAGUGGAUAAUUCACUCACAUCACAGAAUAUACCAGGGCCCCUGACUCAGACACAGACUCUUUCUGCAGAGCAAUUCCACCUAGUGGACCAAAAUGGGCAACCUAUUCAAUAUGAGCUUCAGUCAUUGGGGGAUUCUAAUGCGCAAAUGAUGAUUGUUGCCAGCCCAUCAGAAAAUGGACAGGUGCUGCGAGUAAUUCCAUCUACCCAGACAGGAACGACACAAGUGAUUGUACCUCAGGGGCAGCUUGUGGAUGUGAAUAGUCCUCAGGAUGUCUCUGAAGAGAAACUCAGUGACAGAAACUUACCAACUGUAAGAGUGGAUUCUCUAGCAGACAAUAACAGUAGUUACAUUCUUCAUCCACAAGCAUCCCUCACAUUGCCCAAAAAGACAGUGACCAGAAUACUUGAAGAACCUUUUUUGGCUCCACUCCAGCCACUUUCUUCUAACACACCUAUAUGGGCCUGUCGUCUUAGGAGCUGUGAGAAAAUAGGAGAUUCAUACCGUGGCUACUGUGUAAGUGAGACUGAAUUAGAAAGUGUCCUAACAUUUCACAAGCAGCAAACACAGAGUGUUUGGGGGACCCGCCAAUCUCCAAGCCCAGCCAAGCCAGCUACACGCUUGAUGUGGAAAUCCCAGUAUGUCCCAUAUGAUGGAAUCCCAUUUGUCAAUGCAGGGAGUAGAGCUGUGGUAAUGGAGUGUCAGUAUGGGCCAAGAAGAAAAGGUUUCCAGUUAAAAAAAAUCAGUGAGCAGGAAAGCAGGUCUUGUCAGCUCUACAAAGCUACUUGUCCAGCCCGGAUUUACAUUAAAAAGGUACAGAAAUUUCCUGAAUAUAGAGUUCCUACAGACCCCAAAAUUGACAGGAAAAUAAUCCGAACGGAGCAGGAGAAAGCCUUUAACAUGCUAAAGAAGAACUUGGUAGAUGCUGGUGGUGUUCUUAGGUGGUAUGUACAGUUACCUACGCAGCAAGCUCAUCAGUAUCAUGAAUUAGAGACUCCCUGCCUCCCUUUAUCGCCUUCCUCUUUUCCUAUGUCUUCUCUUGAAGAAGAGGAAACUGCAGUUAGAGAUGAGAACUGUACAUUACCCUCACGUCUACAUCCUCAAGUAGCACAUAAAAUUCAAGAAUUAGUAUCACAGGGAAUACAACAAGUGUAUGCAGUAAGGAAACAGCUAAGAAAAUUUGUGGAAAGGGAACUGUUCAAACCUGAUGAGGUACCUGAAAGACAUAAUUUAUCCUUUUUUCCAACUGUAAAUGAUAUAAAAAAUCACAUCCAUGAGGUACAGAAAUCCUUGAGAAAUGGAGAUAAUGUAUAUAACUCAGAGAUUAUUCCAGCAACGCUUCAAUGGACUACAGAUAGUGGGAAUAUUCUCAGAGAGACUGUGACAGUUACACUUGCAGAAGGAAAUUCACAAGGAGAAGCAAUUUCCAGCAAAGUGGAAACAAAUCAGACAAGGAGUUCUUUGUCUCCAGAGCCAGCGCACUUGCUGUCCUCACUUUCUUCAUUUCAGCCAAAAAUAUUCACACAACUACAGGGUUUGCAGUUGCAACCAAGAUUCACUUCUUCUGAUGGAUCACCAGCUCUGAUAUCAGUAAAUAAUCACCCCUCCUCCAGUCCUUCAAGACUUCUGGAUUCAAUAGGAAGUGCUGUAAUGAAUAAUAAUUCUCUACUGCUUGGUCAAACUCAUUGCCUUCAAACAGAUACAUGCCUAACCCAAAACAAUAGUAUUUCCUCUACCAUGGGUAACCUUCCAGGACCAGAUCAAAAUCUGGUUGCAGCUGAUCAGCUGGUGGAAGUUGGAGAUGUUGAGGAUACAGAGAAUCUGGAAGGGAAUGUUCAUCGGAUUCUGCUGGGAAAUGUGCAGACCAUUCCAAUACAGAUUAUAGACAGCCACCCAGCUCUUAUUGAAGAAAGUCCAGAAGGUACCAUUUCUGUGAACCAAGUUAAGCAAGAACCCAAAGAACCAGCAUUAUCUAUGGAAGCAAAAAAAAAAUUUGGACUGUAAGAAAUUGUCUGCUACAUAAAUUAUUGAAGCUUUUCAGAAUUUACAACUCUGGUGACUUCUGAUGUCAUAAAAAAGAAGAUGAGAGAAUAUCUGAGGUCUGUCUCAUUUGGAAAGAAAAACAACAGAUUUUACAUCAUAACAUGAAGCCAAACAUUCACAUCUGUGAAAACUAUAUAGUUGCAUUUUAGCUUCUUCCAUUCUAAUUUUUAUACUUAUAACUACAAACCAGUAGUAUACCAAUGGUCAUCUAGUAGAAAUUUACAGUGUCUUGGUAGGAACUGGAACUAUCAAUAUUUUCAUGUUAUUUUGGAGGUAUUUUAAAGGAGCCAAUAUUUGACUGUCUUGGAGGUCCCAUCAAAAUCUGGUCAACUUGGAAACAGCGUGUUUUUCUGAGGCCCUUUGAGCCUCCUGCACAGGGUCUGUCCAGUGACGACGGUGAGGUUUUAGGCCAGUGGCUGACAGCCGCCGAGCUGCGAGCUUCUUCUCUCCCACAGAGGCAGGGACUCCUGAAUGUAUUUGAAAACUGAGCAGUUUCAGCCAAGACGAAGCAUUCUCUCUUCCCAGGGACACAAAUCCAACUUAGCUGAGCCAAAGCAGAUGACACAUUUUUGGAUGAUUUUCCUGGAUUUUCCAGAUAGAAAAUCAUACCUGGGACUCCCCUGGUGGCACAGUAUUUAAGAAUCUGCCUGCCAGUGCAGGGGACACAGGUUCGAGCCCUGGUCUAGGAAGCUCCCACAUGCCGCGGAGCAACUAAGCCCGUGCACCACAACUACUGAGCCUGUGCUCUAGAACCCGCAAGCCACAACUACUGAAGCCUGUGUGCCGCAGGGGCUGAAGCCCACGCACCUAGAGCCAGUGCUCCGCAGCAAAAGAAGCCACCGCAAUGAGAAGCCUGCGCACCGUAACGAAGAAUAGCCCCUGCUCGCCGCAACUAGAGGAAGCCUGCACACAGCAACGAAGACGCAACACAGCCAAAAAUAAAAUAAAUAAAUUUAAUAAAAAAGAAAAUCAUACCUGGCUAGAACCUCCAUAACAGUCUAAAAUAGCAGCAAUUGCUUGCAUUCUUGUCUUGUUCAUUAUAUUAACAAGAAUGCCUUUCCUCUUUCAGUUAAGGUAGGGUGUGGGCUGUGUGUCUGUGAUAGCUGUUCUUGAUGAUGAAAAGGGGUUACUUUCUAGUUCUAUGGAAAUUUUUUCAACAGCUUAACCUUAAAAAAUCAGGAAUGUAUGUAGAUUUUAAUUGAAAACUUUUCAACAUCAGAGAAUCUUUGUGUUUUUUUCUCCUUAACCUACUAAUAGGUUAAUUGAUUUCGUGAUUU